CGGACGAUAUUUCCCACGGGGCCACUGAACUUAGUUUUUUUCCUUGUCAUUAACGGUUCCGACAUCGAGUAGGCCCAUUACCCUAACUCACAGCGACCUCAAAGAGCUGGACAAGACACCCGAGCGCGAAAAGAAACGCUCAAAAUUCACUUGAACACCCAAUCAUGGCGCCGUUCACAAAACCCGAGGCCGUGCUCAAGCAAGCAGAGGGCCUCGUCUCUGUCGGUCAGUCUCAUGCGGCUCUUCAGUCGCUUGUAGAAAUGUUCUCUUCAAAACGCUUUCGUUCGACACCACUCACUACGCUCGAGCCAAUCGUGAUCCGCUUCGUCGAACUUUGCGUCGACAUGCGCAAAGGUCGCACUGCCAAAGAGGGUCUCAUGCAAUACAAGAAUAUCGCUCAGAAUACGAGCGUUGGAAGCAUUGAGGUUGUCAUCAACCGUUUUAUUCAGCUCUCAGAUGCAAAAGUCCAUGAGGCGCAGGAGAAAGCGGACAAAGUUACUGGACCUGUCGAUGUCGAUGAUCUUGAAGCAAGCGAAACGCCUGAGAGCAUUCUCCUGGGCGCAGUUAGUGGUGAUCAGAGCAAGGACCGCACGGAUCGUGCACUCGUCACACCCUGGCUCAAAUUCCUGUGGGAGAGCUAUCGUACAUCACUCGAGACUCUCAAGAACAAUGCUCGGCUGGAAGCUAUCUACCAGCAAGUUGCGCAGCAAGCUUUCCGCUUCUGCCUAAAGCACCAACGGAAAGUCGAAUUCCGGAGACUUUGUGAAACUCUCCGACUGCACCUUUCCAAUGUCGCAAAAUACGCGCAUCAGACACACGCUAUCAACCUAUCGGAUGCGGAGACACUGCAACAUCAUCUCGACACACGGUUCGCCCAGCUCAACACCUCCGUCGAACUCGAGCUUUGGCAGGAGGCGUUCCGCAGUGUUGAAGACGUGCACAAUUUGCUGACGAUGGCAAAAAAGGCUCCACGUCCGGCAAUGAUGGCGAACUAUUAUGAAAAGUUGACCAAGAUUUUCUUGAUGAGCGGAAAUGCGCUUUAUCAUGCUGCUGCAUGGGGUCGAUACCAUGCAAUUGUUACUAGCAUCGGGGGAAAGAGUGAAGAAGAGAUGACAAAGCUCGCCGGCCAGGUACUUGUCAGUGCCUUGGCUGUCCCUGUGGGCCUACAGGGUGAGGAUGAGGAUGGCAAGAGCAAGACAUCGCGCCUCACUGCACUUCUUGGUCUCACCAAAGCACCCACCCGCGCUGGGCUGAUUAAGGAUGCCCUUUCCCGUGAUGUCCUCCGUCUUUCCCCAGCACCCAUCAAGUCUCUCUACACACUCCUCGAAGCAUCGUUUGACCCCCUGACGCUCUGUUCAUCUACCGCCCCGCUUCUCGCAGAAUUGUGUGCACCGGAAACACCGUACUUCGGCUACCGUUCCCUCCUGGAACGUGCACUGCUCUCCCGCCUGCUUGCACAACUUUCUCAGGUUUAUUCCACCCUCACCAUCACCUCGCUCCUCGAACUCGUUACACCCCUCGAGGGGCUCGGCCCAGAACAGGUAGAGGCGUUCCUAAUGGGCUGCGCACGCCGUGGCGAGCGCAGCGUACAUGUGGACCACGCCACUGGCACCAUCACCUUCAUCGACGAGGGUUUCGUACUUAGUUCCGAGGACCCCAUCGCGUCCACGAGCACCAACACAGAGGCGAGCAUCCAGCCCAGCGCCGCAGAACUCGUGCGCACACGGCUAAGCACGCUCGCGGUCACAUUGCACAAUUCCCUUGCGGUACUGUACCCCCCGCCCCAGCUCUCCCCCGAGGAAGAAGAAACUGCGCAGCAGGCCAAGUUUGCGGAGCUUGUCGCGGCUGCGAACGCUGAGCGGCAUGCACUGUCGCUCCGCCGUGCACUUGUUGCACGUCGCCGCGAGCUCCUCUCUGAACUCUCUGCUCGCAAGGAGAAGGAGGAGGCCAGCCGACGUGCGGAGACGACCCGGCGUGAGAAAGAUGAGGAGGUGCGACGCGCCAAGCUCGAGAUGGCGAAGAAGGAGCGGGAGCGCGCACAGAAGGAGGUGGAUUCCAUUCGUGCAGAGGAAGCAAAGAAGCUCGCACAGACGCUGAUCAAGAAGGGCAACCUCAAAGUGUCGGUGGACGAAAUGGAAGAUCUAUCGACAGAUUCUCUCAUGCGCAUGCAAGUCGAACAGCUCGAGCGUGAAAAGAAAGAGCUCAACCAGCGUCUGCGCACCGCUGCAAAGCGGAUCGACCACAUCGAGCGUGCGUACCGCAAGGAGGAGCGGCCACUGGUUGCAGAGGACUAUGCGGAACAACAAACCACCGACCGCACGAUCUUCGAAACGCUUCAACGCUCACGCAUUGAGGGCGCUCGUCAGGCAUUCCAGGAGGAUAUGACAUCCAAGAAACGCCUGAGUCGCAUGAUGCAGGAUUACCUACAAAGGAAGGACUUCAUCAUAGCACAGCGAAGUGAAGAGCACACAGCCAAACUCGCGGAAUCCCACAAGAGAAUCGAGGAGGAGAAAGCGAAGAGGCGGGCUGCACAUCAGAAGAUGAAAGAUGAGGAAGAACGAGAGCGUGUUGAGGCUGAGAGAAUCCGUAGAGAGCAGGAGGCAGAAGUGGCUCGACUGGAAGCUGAGCAGCGCGCAGCCGAGGAAGAGGCCGAGGCCAAGGAACGGGAAGAGAAAGAGAAAGUCGCCGAAGCACGCAGGAUUCGGGAAGAGGAGCGUGCCAAAACUCAAGAGGAGGCAAGGAAACGUGCCGAACGCGAGGCCGAGGCUGAAGCACAUGCUGCUCAACGCCGCGCGGAGCAGCGCAACCCACCACCAGCACAACCAGCGCAACCAGCGCAGCCCCAAGGAACUUGGCGCCGUGGAGGAGCGCCUUCUGCGCCCGCACGUGCUUCCGCCGCUAUAUCCACUCCACCACGGGCUGAAAGCCCUCUUCCCACUGCUCCCGCUGCUGCUGCUCCUACCACAGGCGCAUACCGACCUGGUGCAUUUAGUGGCACCGCUGGAGGCUGGAGAGACCGCCAAGGGACGAGAGCUCCUGCUGCCGCACCCGCUCGAACUGCAUCUCCUGCCCCCCCUGCCCCUCUUGUAUCUCGUAACCCCCCGCCGCCUGAACCGAGGAGGAAUGAUGACGGAUUUGAGACUGUUCAGGAUAAGAAGGUGUGGAAACCCCGGAGACUUCAGGGUCAAGCAUAGAUACUGUAUGCUUACAUGUCACACCAUGUUGUUUUACCAUUAUAUGCAUCUAUUUCUAUCCAAUACCAUACAA
Messenger RNA from Suillus clintonianus, 3267 nucleotides. RefSeq lists its product as uncharacterized. Gene Ontology annotation, molecular function: mRNA binding; translation initiation factor activity. NCBI's taxonomy places the organism in Eukaryota, Fungi, Basidiomycota, Agaricomycetes, Boletales, Suillaceae. Gene Ontology annotation, cellular component: multi-eIF complex; eukaryotic translation initiation factor 3 complex, eIF3m; eukaryotic translation initiation factor 3 complex, eIF3e. Gene Ontology annotation, biological process: formation of cytoplasmic translation initiation complex; translation reinitiation. The record is from RefSeq and is a predicted model, not a curated record. The coding region runs from base 165 to 3194 and encodes 1009 amino acids. The transcript is spliced from 6 exons.